AUGAAAAGAAAUAAUUAUACAUAUCAUCCAUUAAAAGAUGAAGAUCUCAAUAUAGCAACUACUACAACAAGCCACAACGUUACCAAUAAUACUUUAAUAUGGUUAGAUGAAGAAGCAUUGAAUCCAACUUCACUUGAUAAUAUAAUGAUUACCAAUAUGUUUAACAGUAUAGCAGAUGUUAACUACAAACUGUACAACAAUUUGGAAACAUUUCUUGCAGAGAUCGGAAGUAUGCCUAAAAUAACGAAACUUAUAGUUAUUACUUCGGGAAGUUUUGCGGAAAAUCUACUUCCUGAAUUAUCUGUAUCAUUAUUACGAGAAAUAUCGUCAAUACUUAUAUUUUGCAAAGAUUCUACUAAUUGUCAAUAUUUACUGACAGAAUGUCGAAAAAUAAUGGAUAUUUGUACUGAUGAACAAUCACUAAAGGAAUCAAUUGAAAAUGAAUUACAUCCAUCGACAGAUUUUCUUCUUAUGGAUCGAAAUUUACAACCUAUAUUUAGUCUCAAAAAUAAUAAUCAAGACUUUAAUUUAUAUAAACAAUAUAUUGAAAUCUUAAAACAUUAUCCAUGGUCAUCAAAUAACAGAGAAAAGAUGCUUGAUGAAUGCAUAAAACGCUAUCGGAAGGAUAACGCUCAGAGAAGGAAGAUUGAAGAAUUUAGAAAUAGCUAUACAUCUGCAACAGCGAUUAAUUGGUACACAAGAGAUAGUUUUCUUUAUCGACUGGUCAAUAAAGCAUUGAGAUCCCUAGAUAUGGAACAGAUAAAUGUAUUUCGACCUUAUAUUAAAGAUUUAUGUAAACAAUUAGAACAUUUACAUAAACAAAAUCAAUCAGACACAUUGCUAACAGUGUUUCGUGGACAUGGGAAUAUGCCUAUGGAUCAAUUUGAAAACAUCAAAGAGAAUAUUGGUAAUUUAAUAUCAUUCAAUGGAUUUCUAUCAACUACAAGUGAUUACAAUGUUGCAGUAUUAUUUUCAGGAUCUGAGUCAACUGAAGAUAAAUCUGUCAUAUAUGAAAUUCAAACUAAUUAUAAUUUGAAAAAUGUUGUUUUUGCUGAUAUUACGCAACUUUCAGACAUAGAGGAUGAAAAAGAAUUUUUAUUUAGUCUUUGUUCUAUAUUCAGAAUCGAUGGUAUUCUAAAUGAUGAAGAAAAUCAAAUAUCAAAAAUUAUGAUGAGUGCAGUAGAUGAAGAUGCAGUAAAUAUUUUAGAACAGAUGAAGAUUGAAAUAAUUCAAGAGGAAAAGAAACAUUUCUUCGAUAGUAUAAAUCAAUACUGUCGAAAGCGAUAUAUUAUUAGAGCAUUUGCUAUCAUGUUUUUUAUCAUGAUUUUGACAUUAGGAGUAAUUUUUGGUAUCAAUAUGAAAUUAAAAGAUAAAACCUCGAGUUUAGACAACUGUGUCGGUUUAGAUUGCACGACAUUUAGCACAACAACAGGACGUCAUUCCACAUUAAAAACUGAAACUUCUGCAUCAAAACGAACUGAACCAUCGAUACUGACAACUUCAUCAAAACCGAUAAUUCCAUCAAUUUCUACUUAUAUCAGAACGAAUGGAUCAGAAGCGCCAUCAUCGGAAUAUUGUUUUCCAGUCGGAUGGGAAUCGAUAGGUGAUGAAAUAAUAAGUCAAGGGAAUUACAGAAGUUUCACUGUCGAUGAUGAUUCUAAUGUAUACGUUACAAAUAGAGCUCGCCAAAGUUUAGAAAAAUGGUCAUCCAGCAAUAAAUUAAUUCAACGAUAUUUUGACGGAAACUUUGGUGAUACUCCUUUGUUCUAUCAUUCAUUAUCUCAAUCCGUGUACUUUUGUUACACGUGGGAUGGAUACUCAGGUAUCUACAGACUUGAUGGUGACCAUUCUAAACCAAGGAAUGUUCUUAAUAAUACAAUGUCUGGAAUUGGUCAGUAUCGUAUAGAAUCAUUAUGUGACGGAUUAUAUGUUAAUUCAGGUGGGGAUAUAUUCGUAUUAUUUCGUGUCAGAAGUCAUGUCGUUAAAUGGACAGUUAAUAAUCCUACUGGAAUUUUAGUCGCAGAUGGAUAUGGAUCUGGCUUAACUUCUGGUGUGGCAGGAGUAAAAAAUGCUUUGGCAGUCGAUGAAAUUGAUAAUAUAAUAUAUUUAAUAGAUCCAAUCGGUCCUCGCAUUCUAAAAUUUACCAACAGUUCGACAACAGGAACAGUUAUUUUUGAUGGAACAACUAAGAAAGAAAUAUUUUCUGAUGUACAGUCAACGUCUAACUAUGGCUGGGCACUGAUUGCGGAUAAAACUGGCAAUAUUAUUUUAGCUACCACUGAGAAAAUAAGUCUAUUGACGUCAGAUGGUAAAUUUAAUGUAACGAUUUUGAAAGACCACCGUGCUCGUGAAGACAAGACAAUACCAGAUUCUUUACUGGAUGCAAUGGCAUUUGAUAGAUUGGGAAACCUAUAUGUUCUUGACGUAUCACAUCGAGUGCUGAAAUUUAACAGAACUUCUACUACAUGUACAAAUACUAAUUCUUAA
Adineta steineri is the source of this 2487-nucleotide messenger RNA. The record is from the annotation of a GenBank genome assembly. NCBI's taxonomy places the organism in Eukaryota, Metazoa, Rotifera, Eurotatoria, Adinetida, Adinetidae.